UUGAUCGAUUUAAAAUAAGGCAGAAUUUUGUUAACUGCAGAGUUUUGCUACAAAACUGGGACAUAUUCCUAUCGUUUUUAUUACUUAUGUCAGAAACGGAAGGUACAGAUUUAAAAGGAGUUGUGCGCCUUCGAAUAGAUAAAGUUGCUGAGCUUGGCGCAGAAGCAACAUUUUCACUCGCUGAGAAAAUCGCUAAACUUCCCUGGAGAUUAGAAGUACUGAAAACUGCAGGGGAAGGUCAGCAUUCUCCACCAACUCUAGCAGUUUAUGUAUGGAGCAAUUGGUUAAACAAGUCAAAUAGUUGGUCGUGUAGAGCUAUUGUUAAAUUUAUAAUCAAAUCUCGUGAGCUGGACUUUGUCCGCAAUUUUGAACAUAAUUUUUGUGCUAAACAACCAUUUGUGAAUUGGACAAGGCUUUUGGAUCCUGGAAGUAGUAGCUAUUCUUCUUCACAUGACAGUAAAGAAUAUGAAGACUCAUCUUUAGAGAUUGAAGCGCAAAUUUGUGUGAAAGAAAUUAUUGGAUAUGGCGUUCCAACAAAAGAAGAUCAAAUGUUUGUGAAUGGUAACAUAUUUGUCGUGAAUAAAUUUCUUCUUGCUGCUCAUUCUCCAUAUUUUCGAGCGUUUUUCUUUGAGGAUCGCUUCCGCGAGUGUCAGACACAAACUUUUGAAAUUAACGAUAAAGAAGUUGAUGUGGAUAUGUUUGGUAUCAUGCUAUCUUGUAUAUACCCUGAUAAUGGGAAGCCUAAUGACAACAAUGUUGAAACCAUUCUGCAAUUAUGUGAUAAAUACGAUCUUCAAGUGGUCAAAGAACGCUGCGAACGUUUCCUUAUAGAAGAUAGCCGAAAAUGUUUUGUUUUCAAGUACAGAAUGGCCGAGCAAUAUGGGCUUAGUUCUUUAAAGUGUCAUUGUUUUAAUUCAAUCAACCCAAAUGAAUUUUGCGCUCGUCUACUAGAAAAUAUCGCAGAAUUCUCUGAACUCAAUCCAAACUCUCAAAAAGUUCUUGAUUUCCAUCUGGCUAAGGUUUCUGAAUCUGAGAAAAGCGAACAUAAUUUGGCCUCAAUUCUUCAAAAUGGGUUGUUGAUGAAGCAGAUGCAACAAAAUAAAAUUAUCUAA
Meloidogyne enterolobii is the source of this 1112-nucleotide messenger RNA. NCBI's taxonomy places the organism in Eukaryota, Metazoa, Nematoda, Chromadorea, Rhabditida, Meloidogynidae. The record is from the annotation of a GenBank genome assembly.